Messenger RNA from Anisakis simplex (herring worm), 177 nucleotides. Lineage: Eukaryota; Metazoa; Nematoda; Chromadorea; Rhabditida; Anisakidae. The record is from the annotation of a GenBank genome assembly.
GUGACGUUAGAGAGUCCUCCUCAGUUGGUGUUCACGAACGGAACUGCAAUUAUGAAAUUAUACGAUGUAGACGAUUAUGUGGUCCUAACCGACCCAAAGACAAUCGCCUACGACCCCGGUCCUGGAAGAACCAUUACAGGUACAGUGCUCAUCGUUGCUGCUAUUGCAGAGCUAUAG